AUGUGUCGUCUUCGCAGUCGAGUGCUUGGCCCAGACUGCCAUCUUACGCUAUCUGGUUUGACACCAUCUCGUCGCCCACCCUCACACUGUCUAGCUGGUCGCCUCGCCCUAGCCAUGGGGGCUAGACUCCAUACCGGCCUUCAAUUACCUCCUUCCAGAGCCGUUGCUUCAUAUAAGCCGUCUGGCGUGUCUUUCUCACCCCUCCUUACGUCUGAUGCCUCCGAUUCUGGCCACAGUAAACUCGGUCUUACGAGCCAGCCGUUUGCCCUUCCCUCACAGUCUUCAUUUUUUCCAUCCUAUUCCUCAUUUUCUGAACUGCUAGAAUCUCAUGAGGCUCGAUCUACCUCUCUUGACCUGCUUGCUUCAAGCCCGCCUCAGAUUUUUCCUGUAUCAGUCUCUACUUCUGACUCUUGUGUGCAUGUGGAUUCCACCAACCCUGCAUGGUCUCCAACUUAUGUGCUAUCUAACUCUUCCCACUCUAAUCCUGAUGGGCUCAUUAGCUUAUCUACUAUCAUCGCCACCCAGGACUCUGUUUGUGAGACGGAUGUCCCGAUAUCUAGUCAACCAGAAAUUGCGUUUGAUUUGGAUUCACGUACACUUGGCGUAACGGCCAAUGCCAUCUCAUCUCUGGAGGAGGAACCUGCUUUGAAGAGACUUAGGCUCGAGGAAAUGACACACUUCCAAGAGACUAAUAUUACUGGGCCGGAUUUGAGUCCUCCCUUGGUUGAAAGGCAAUUUGUUGAUGAUAGCGAUAACCGGUUAGAGACGAUAGAUCCCUUAACGCCCGAAGAUGACAAGAACACCAACGCUCCAUCUGGUUUGACUCUGGCGUGCACAAUGUCAGUUUCCAAUUGUGCUGCACAGAAAGGCUUGCUAGUAUCAGCGCCAGAUGUGCCAGUUUUGCCAACUGGCCGAAGAUACAAAAGCCGGUGGGUUAGUGGUUAA
This is a messenger RNA of Protopolystoma xenopodis, 945 nucleotides long. The record is from the annotation of a GenBank genome assembly. Lineage: Eukaryota; Metazoa; Platyhelminthes; Monogenea; Polystomatidea; Polystomatidae.